AUGGGAGAUGAAGAUUGGGAAGCAGAAAUAAUCAAACCUCGUAUGUCUUACUAUGUUCCUGUGUUUGAGAAGGAUAGGUAUUCUUCUGGACCAAAUGGAGACUCUUUUAACAAGACUCCAGCUUCAUCAUCAGAAAUGGAUGACGGAUCUUCUCGAAGAGAUCAUUUCAUGAGAAGUGGGUUUGCCUCUGGAAGGAGUUUGGGAAACAGAGAUCCUGGCGAGUCUAAUAAAAGAGAAAACACGUCUACAGUGGGGGGUUUUGGAAUUGGAAAGAGUUUUGGAAACAGAGGUUUUCCAAAUAACAAGUUUGAAGAAGGUGAUAGCUCUGGUUCCUGGAGAGAGUCUAAUAAUGACUGUGAAGAUAAUCAAACACGGAACAGAAGGUUUUCCAAGAGAGGCGGCUAUCAAGAUGGCAAUGAUUCAGAAGCCUCAGGGUCAUCUAGAAGAGGUGGAAGAGGUAGUUUCCGAGGUUGCCGUGGAGGAUUUGGUCUAGGAAGUUCAAAUAGUGAAUAUGAACAGGAUGAGGGGACCCAGCGCCCUGGUGGCCUUUUUGGUUCUAGAAGAUCAGCAUUGAGUGGUACAGGUAAUGGUGAUACUUAUCAAAGUAGAAGUGGUAGUGGAAGUGGACGAGGUGGUUACAAAGGUUUAAAUGAAGAAGUAAUUACAGGCUCUGGAAAGAAUUCUUGGAAGUCAGAAGCUGAAGGAGGAGAAAGUGGUGACACUCAAGGUCCAAAAGUGACCUACAUACCACCUCCUCCACCUGAGGAUGAGGACUCCAUCUUUGCUCAUUAUCAGACAGGCAUAAACUUUGACAAAUAUGAUACUAUUCUUGUAGAAGUAUCUGGACAUGAUGCACCACCAGCAAUUCUGACUUUUGAAGAAGCUAAUCUCUGUCAGACACUAAAUAGUAACAUUGCUAAAGCUGGUUAUACUAAGCUUACUCCUGUGCAAAAAUACAGUAUUCCUAUUAUACUAGGAGGACGAGAUUUGAUGGCUUGUGCUCAAACAGGGUCUGGAAAGACUGCAGCUUUUCUCUUGCCAAUUUUGGCUCAUCUGAUGCGUGAAGGAAUAACUGCCAGUCGCUUUAAAGAGCUACAGGAACCAGAGUGUAUUAUUGUAGCACCAACUCGAGAAUUGAUCAAUCAGAUCUAUUUGGAAGCCAGAAAAUUUUCUUUUGGGACUUGUGUAAGAGCUGUUGUUACGUAUGGGGGAACCCAGUUCGGGCAUUCAAUUCGACAAAUAGUGCAAGGCUGUAAUAUAUUAUGUGCUACUCCUGGGAGACUGAUGGAUAUCAUAAGUAAAGAAAAGAUUGGUCUAAGACAGGUCAAAUAUUUAGUUUUGGAUGAAGCUGAUCGCAUGCUGGAUAUGGGUUUUGGACCAGAAAUGAAGAAGUUAAUUUCCUGCCCAGGAAUGCCAUCAAAAGAACAACGUCAAACCCUUAUGUUCAGUGCAACUUUUCCAGAGGAAAUUCAGAGGUUGGCUGGGGAGUUUUUAAAGUCGAAUUAUUUGUUUGUUGCUGUUGGACAAGUGGGUGGAGCAUGUAGAGAUGUUCAGCAGACCAUUCUCCAAGUUGGCCAGUACUCAAAAAGAGAAAAACUUGUCGAAAUUCUACGAAACAUAGGUGAUGAAAGAACUAUGGUCUUUGUUGAAACUAAGAAAAAAGCAGAUUUUAUUGCCACUUUUCUUUGUCAAGAAAAAAUAUCAACAACAAGUAUUCAUGGUGAUCGAGAACAGAGAGAGCGAGAGCAAGCUCUUGGAGAUUUCCGCUGUGGAAAGUGCCCAGUUCUUGUUGCUACUUCAGUAGCUGCUCGAGGGCUGGAUAUUGAAAAUGUUCAACAUGUUAUCAAUUUUGAUCUUCCUUCUACCAUUGAUGAAUAUGUUCAUCGAAUUGGGCGUACUGGUCGUUGUGGAAAUACUGGCAGAGCCAUUUCCUUUUUUGAUCCUGAAUCAGAUAACCAUUUAGCACAGCCUCUAGUUAAAGUACUGUCAGAUGCUCAACAAGAUGUUCCUGCAUGGUUGGAAGAAAUUGCCUUUAGUACAUAUGUUCCCGGCUUCAGUGGUAGUUCAAGAGGAAAUGUGUUUGCAUCAGUUGAUACUAGAAAGAAUUUCCAGGGCAAGAGCUCUUUGAACACAGCAGGGUUUUCUUCUUCACAAGCUCCCAAUCCAGUAGAUGAUGAGUCAUGGGAUUAAGGCUGAAAGAACCUUCAAGUUUGUGGUACAGUUUUGAUGCAGAGAAGAAAAUAGUUUUGAUUUUUGAGUUUUUAACAGAAGUGUGAAGCUGACACUCUUCUAUCUCCUGUCCUUCUGUUCUUACUCCCACCCUUAAAAAAAUCCUUACUGACUAGUUAUGUGUAAUGCUAAAAGUUACAGUGUUGCAGUUACUGAUAAAAAUGGUGUUAACCAGAAAGAUUAAAGCAUUCUAAACGUCGUGC
Molecule: messenger RNA, 2432 nt
Organism: Camelus dromedarius (Arabian camel)
Lineage: Eukaryota; Metazoa; Chordata; Mammalia; Artiodactyla; Camelidae
Gene: DDX4
Product: DEAD-box helicase 4
Exons: 21
Coding region: 1-2190 (729 amino acids)
Biological process (GO): gamete generation; cell differentiation
Cellular component (GO): nucleus; P granule
Molecular function (GO): RNA helicase activity; RNA binding; ATP binding
Source: RefSeq, a predicted model, not a curated record